AUGGCGGAUGGUGGCACAUGCCAGAGCCCUGCUCUCCCAGCCCUGGUGCGUCCACCUGCCCCACCUUUGCAGCCUUCGCUGGAUAUUAAACCGUUUCUUCCGUUUCCUCUGGACACUGCAGCUGCUGUCAAUCUGUUCCCCAACUUUAAUGCAAUUCGCUACAAAGUGCUGCUGAACAAACCUGGAGAAAAUCAAGAAACUAUGCUGACUGGGUCCACUACAAAUAUGGACCCAAUUCAGAAAGCUGUAAUAAACCAUACAUUUGGGGUUCCUCUUCCUCAUCGAAGAAAGCAAAUCAUAUCAUGCAACAUUUGCCAGUUGAGAUUUAAUUCUGAUAAUCUCCCAAAGAAUACCAAUGAAUACCAACUUACACUAAGAGAGAGCCAGGCUGCGGCCCACUACAAAGGCACUAAACAUGCCAAGAAGCUCAAAGCACUGGAAGCCAUGAAAAAUAAACAGAAAUCUGUACCUGCCAAGGACAGCGCAAAGACUACCUUCACCUCCAUCACUACCAAUGCCAUCAAUACCAGCUCUGACAAAACAGACAGUAAUGCAGGGACACCAGCAAUAUCGACAACAACAACCGUGGAAAUUCGAAAGAGCAGUGUUAUGACAACAGAGAUCACCUCUAAAGUGGAAAAGAUCCCCACCACCGCCACCCCUGGCAACAACAGCACAUGUCCUUCUGCAGAGACUGAGGAAGAGAAGGCCAAGAGGCUCCUGUAUUGUUCGCUAUGCAAGGUUGCUGUCAACUCCGCCUCCCAGCUGGAGGCCCACAACAGCGGGACUAAGCACAAAACCAUGCUGGAAGCCCGAAAUGGGAGUGGGACUAUUAAGGCAUUUCCUCGAGCAGGAGUAAAAGGCAAAGGGCCAAUCAACAAGGGAAAUACGGGCCUGCAAAACAAGACAUUUCACUGUGAAAUCUGUGAUGUGCAUGUAAAUUCAGAGACACAACUUAAACAGCACAUCAGCAGUAGAAGGCACAAAGACAGAGCUGCUGGGAAACCCCCCAAACCUAAAUACAGUCCCUACAAUAAACUUCAAAAGGGAGCACAUCCACUUGGGGUAAAAUUAGUAUUUUCUAAGGAACCUUCCAAGCCAUUGGCUCCACGGAUCCUCCCGAACCCAUUGGCAGCUGCAGCGGCUGCUGCUGCUGUGGCAGUGAAUUCGCCCUUCAGUCUUCGGACAGCUCCAGCAGCCACUCUCUUCCAGCCAUCUGCCCUUCCUCCAGCACUCCUCCGGCCUGCUCCGGGGCCCAUACGGACCACCCAUACUCCUGUGCUGUUUGCUCCUUACUGAAC
Molecule: messenger RNA, 1301 nt
Organism: Trichosurus vulpecula (common brushtail)
Lineage: Eukaryota; Metazoa; Chordata; Mammalia; Diprotodontia; Phalangeridae
Gene: ZNF385D
Product: zinc finger protein 385D
Exons: 11
Coding region: 1-1299 (432 amino acids)
Cellular component (GO): nucleus
Molecular function (GO): nucleic acid binding; zinc ion binding
Source: RefSeq, a predicted model, not a curated record